AUGUUUCAACAAUUACCAAACGAGAUCAUUUUCGAGAUUUUCAACUUUUUACCAUGCCGAUUCUUAUUUGAUUACCGAAUGAUGGAUGUAUGGCAUCGGGUAUUAUAUUCCUCUCCGUUACUUCCCUUCUCAAGAAAUGACACCAAGAAUGAUCACUCUCUUGAUUAUUCAUUAUUUAAGAACAUUCUUAUCGAGAGAUUAAAUCGGAAAGAAUUCCUUUGGAGAUAUUACCAAGUAUCGCACCUACAAAUGGUUUUUGUACUCUUUGAAGUUUGUUUGAAUCAUUUUGGGAGAUGGAUCCGACAUUUCAAUGGUUUUUAUCAUUUAUUGGGAAUUCCUCAAGAAAUGUUGCAUGUGAUGGAAGAUCAACUUCAGAUUUCAACCUUGAUGACAACACGAGCGAGUGUAAGAGCUAUUGAAGAAAUUGAAAGAAAUUUCAAUGCAAAUGAGGGAUGGAGUUAUCAAGAGCUCAGUUUUCUUUUUGAAUUUAUUUCUCGAAAUAAUUAUUUAUUAUUGAUGGAUAAGGCGGAGAAAACUCUUCCUUCUUAUACUAGUGAUGAAGAUGGAUAUGAAAAAAGACCCAAUAUCGAGAUUAGUUGGGCCAUUGUGAAUGAUGUGACUCAUUUCACUCAUCUCGAAAGUUUUAUUUUUCAGUCAUUGUUGAUGGAUGAAGGAUGUCAAUUGUUGAAUCAUGUGUGGAAUUCCAUUCAACCUUGUUCAACAAGUUCAUGUAUUCGAUUGAGAGGUCAACUCAUUUGGAGGAAUGGAAAAUAUAGUCUCAAUUUGUAUCAUCCUCACUUUUGUUCAAAACUUUUAUCGAAUAAGACAACAGAGCUUGAAUCAGAACUUUUUGAACAAAUGUUGGGAUUAUUGAGAGAUAAAUCGUGUUUCAACGUUGCGGUUAAAGAAUUGCUCUUACAACGUUAUUGGUUUCCAGCAAUGGAUGGUGGAUCCAUUUGGUGUGAAACUAAAAAUCAGCGUGCUUGGAGUUCCAUUGAGAAUUAUCUUGGCAUUACUAUUGAGGAACGAUACCAUCCCUUUGUGAAAGAAUGUCUUUCUACAAUUUUAUGUACCACAAGCAAUUUAGAUGCUCCACAGCUGUCCAUUCACAAAUAUGAAAUGACAAUCUUCCCACAAUCUCGAAAAGUGAAAUUUCGAAUCAUUCCAAAAAAAAUUCCACCUGUGGUUGUUUCAUUAUUCUUCAAGUUGCUUUUAUAUGGAGUUCUUGAUUUUCAUACUGGAAUAUUCACUUGGACGUUCACAAGGUGGUGUUGGAAUUCUUCAUCAUUAUCGUUUGGGAUCAAAGUCCCGAUAAUUAUUUUAGGAGCUUUCUUCGAGACUAGUAUCACUGGUUUGUGUGCUUCGUUUUUAAGUCAUGCUCUUUUGUGUGCUGCUGUGUCAACGAUUUUCUCCACUUUGGAAUACGAGGCAGAUGUGAAAUUUUCAGGAUCACUGAGUCAUGAAGAGAACAACAACAAUGAUGAUGACAAAUGA
Naegleria fowleri is the source of this 1494-nucleotide messenger RNA. RefSeq lists its product as uncharacterized. The record is from RefSeq and is a predicted model, not a curated record. The transcript has a single exon. NCBI's taxonomy places the organism in Eukaryota, Heterolobosea, Eutetramitea, Acrasida, Naegleriidae. Bases 1 to 1494 code for a protein of 497 amino acids.